Molecule: messenger RNA, 2644 nt
Organism: Micropterus salmoides (largemouth bass)
Lineage: Eukaryota; Metazoa; Chordata; Actinopteri; Centrarchiformes; Centrarchidae
Exons: 3
Coding region: 260-2026 (588 amino acids)
Source: RefSeq, a predicted model, not a curated record
AAGGGAUCCCAGUCCAUCAAGUUAUUCUACCUUACCCUACGAACAUCAUGAAGCAAGGGCAAAGGCCAAAGAAAAAGAGACUCAGGCCAGGGAUGACCGGCGGGGUUCAGGGUUUUACUCUGAGUUGGAGAGAGAGGGUGUGCGAACACGCUCCAGGAGGAGUGACAAAUGUCUCUUCCCUGAUAGUCCAAGCCCUAUUUCAACACUGACUCUUGUAGAAGAGGUUGACAGUGACCAGUCCCAAUUUUCUGUCCCCGGAAUGUCAGGGUCCUUCAAGGCCAAGCCUGCAGCUGCAUCUCCAAAAAUGUCCCCACAGACAAGUGCGAUUCUUGAAUACCUGAGCCUACCGGGUUUCAUUGAAAUGAGCGUGGAUGAACCUUCGGAAGACGCUAAACUCACAGACACUGCUGGACAAAGUUCAGAACUAAAUCCAGAAAAAUCCCCAGGGCAUAAGCCUGAUGUAGUUCCUAGAAACUGGGAGGUUCACGUUCAGGAAAACCGGAAAACACACUCAAACCAAAAGGAGGUUUGGUUUGAGCAAACUCAUUCUGAGGGGGCUGCAGAGACCAGCUCUGAUGGUAGUAAAAAACAACAUAAACGCUCCCUCAAGGUGGAAGGUAGAGAUUCUGCACUUAGAGUAAGAUUUCCAGAUGAGAUAAGACCAUCAUCACCUGUUCCAGAAAAAACUAGCAGGCAGCUCUAUGAUGAGAAAACACAAAUUCGAGUAGGGAACAGAAGCACAGACAGACCUGAAUCCAGACUUGGAUCCAGGUCAGCUCAUACGUUGUUCAGUGCAGCUAAAGGCAUGGCAGAUAUAGUAUCAAAACACUCACAGAGAUUUGUAGACAGUAGUGAGUCUUUAUCAGAGCAAUCCCAAAGACAAGCUUCUCAGGGCAGCAGGACUAAUAACAUUGCAUCACGAAUAUGUCAAGCCCCUGUGCCAUUUCUAAAGAAAUCCUUAAGCAUGGGCCCGUGUAGGACACUCUCAGGUAUGGGGCAGCCUGGUCCUUUCCUAAAGAAAUCCAUCAGUUUAGGCUCACAGAGGUGGGAGCACUUUGAAAGCCCAAGGACAUAUAUUUCUGAAAGAUGCUACUGGGAUGAGUUCCCAAACCCAGAUGUCAGGGUGAAGUCCUAUAGUUUGGGUCACAGUCCAUCUUCCCUUCCAAGACCAGGCCCCUCCUGGAGGGAAUAUGUUCCAUUCAGACGACCCAGCAUGGGGAGCUUAGAGAGGCCUCACCCCACACAAAGAUCUUUAGCUAGUCCUUCCUACCUCACUCCUUCGAUGUACCCACCCAGACAAACCUCAGUCUCCCCGAUGCUGGAACCCUCCGAUCCACGACGACAAGCCGCUGUUUUCCCCGAGUCCUCCAGGUGGUCUCCCUCUUAUCAAGAUAACUUGAGGUCUGCCCAGCAUAAAUAUGUCCCCAUGCCCUCCUCCAUCCCCGUCCCCCAGUACCAACCCUGGCAAGGAUCCAGAGGGGAAAGCAUGAGACCCAUGGACCCCAGGAGGGGCCCUCCGAGGUCCUACUUGCCCAGGGGCAUCAGCUGGCCCUCACCUUACUACGUCUCCUACCCACCAAGGGAGGGAGAGAGUUACAGGCAGCCAGACAGGAUGAUGGGGAGGGCAGGGGAGACGGAGAUCCGGGAGGGCAGAGAGAUAAGGGAGGCAGGGCGGGCCAGUUAUGCCAGUCAGAGCAGCGGUAGAGGUAGCGCCGGUCUCUUCCGACAGUCCCUGUCCAUCACUCCCACACUGCUCAGCUCCCCCGAAACCACAGAGGAAAGCGAGCGGCACAGAGCUGAGAUGGAGCUGCCUGAGAGGAGAGCGAAAAGAAGGAACACAUCAGUAGAUGAGAGUUAUGAGUGGGACUCUGCUGAUGCGUGUGUGGACUCGGAGGUCCUGGAGGCCAUGAGGUUUGAUCAUUCACAAACAGGUUUUCGGAGAGGCGGGGGGGAGCCCAGAUAUGAUCAAGCUGGUGGCCUCCAGGACCGGCGACAGAAAGGUAUAUCUAAGACAGAUCCCAAAUAGCAGAACAGAUGACAGCACUGUGGUCCUCGACAAUGUCGCACCUCACUAGAGUUUCGUCAUGUCAAGGAACUCCUUGUUUAAAGUUUUUAUCCUCUGUAACAGCAGACUAAAAUUAAGCAAUUUAAAGAGUCCUAAAUGCUGUAUGCCAUCAAAUGUGACAGACCGCAACUCCUCAGUUGUUAUCAGAUGACAUGUUCUUUUUCUUGUUCUUUUUCCGUUGUGCUUUGCAUAAUGAAGCUGAGAAGGGAUUAUUUAUUUUUUUCAAGAAGCUCGUGCAACUGUAUUUUGGGAUUUUUUAAAGACCUUGACAAUCAGGCACACAAGGCCCCUUUGAGAAAUGAAUUGUUCACUCUUGACUAAAACUGGUUUACAGUUGAAAGUUGAAAAAGACCUGCUUUAUAAAAGUAGCAGCAUGCUACAUAAUGAAGGUUGUAUUUCAAGUUGAUGUCUGUCACAUCAAAGACUUCCCUUUGAUAACUAAGGGAUACUAAUGAAAGUUAUGUUGUUCUGUGUCCCAGAUUACAUUUAUUUUUGGAAAUGUCUGUAUCUGUAAUGUUGCCUUUGUUGCCAAUCAAACAGUGCAUGAAGCAUUUUCACCACCAUCUCCCUCUGAACAUG